AAGAAAUGAAGCACGCGGCGGAUUUUAGUACUUAGAAGUUGCUCAUAUUCUUCCCCAUCCUUUAAGAAUCGUGGCUCCUGGAGAAACGGACUUGUCGAAGGAAAAUGUGAUUCGCAUUUUAGACAUGUUCAAGCCUGGAAUCAGUCACCAUCUUGAUGCCUCCAAGAUUGAUAGCCCUAUGAAUGCUCUCACACUAACACUUGAUUAUCAUCGACUAUUUGGCGAAUUCCAGGUAUGCGUUGAACGGACGGGCCCACAUCAGUAUAGGAUCGAUUCGCUGGAGCAUAAUUCUUUUUUGCGUGAUCCACUAUUCCCCGUCACCCGAACGCUAAACCUGAGUUCGAGCCGCACCAUCAAUCCACCCGAUCAUCGACUUUUUGGCGUCCACUGUGCCAUUGCACAUAUUAUGAAACUCAGUGGUGCGGGCGAAUAUAUCGAGAAAAUACUUCGAGAUAUGGAAGAAGUAGAUGUGAACUCAGAUGGCUCGACGAAUUUAGGAUAUAUAACGGGAUUAAGACUUGAUGGUUGGCUAAACACGUUGGCUGUGUUUUAAUUGCGUGGACUUCGUUCAUCCUACUUAUUCUUGUGCAUACAUGAUACUCAAGUAACAAUACCAAUUAAUAAUGCUGAAUGGUCU
Messenger RNA from Aspergillus ruber CBS 135680, 637 nucleotides. RefSeq lists its product as uncharacterized. The record is from RefSeq and is a predicted model, not a curated record. The transcript is spliced from 2 exons. NCBI's taxonomy places the organism in Eukaryota, Fungi, Ascomycota, Eurotiomycetes, Eurotiales, Aspergillaceae. Bases 125 to 553 code for a protein of 142 amino acids.